This is a messenger RNA of Conger conger (European conger), 1029 nucleotides long. Its product is annotated as P2Y purinoceptor 11-like. Gene Ontology annotation, cellular component: plasma membrane. The transcript has a single exon. Gene Ontology annotation, biological process: cellular response to ATP; calcium-mediated signaling; G protein-coupled receptor signaling pathway. The record is from RefSeq and is a predicted model, not a curated record. Gene Ontology annotation, molecular function: neurotransmitter receptor activity; G protein-coupled ATP receptor activity. NCBI's taxonomy places the organism in Eukaryota, Metazoa, Chordata, Actinopteri, Anguilliformes, Congridae. Bases 1 to 798 code for a protein of 265 amino acids.
AUGUUGACUCGAAGGCAGCACGACCGACACGCUGGGCUAGUGUUCUCCGUGAAUCUCGCCGUGAGUGACCUGCUAUGCACUCUGACUCUUCCUCUUUUGGCUCACUACUACUUCAAUGGCAAGCACUGGGUCUUCGGAGAGGUACUUUGCAAAAUUCAACGAUUCACUUUCACAAGUAACCUGUACGGAAGCAUGUUUUUCAUCGCCUGCAUCAGCGUCACCCGCUACCUGGCUAUAGCGCAUCCUUUCUUUACGCAUAGCUACUCUAACCUCAAGCACGCAUACGUCGUGAGUUUCGUGGUAUGGAUUGUAAACGUCGCCAUUUGUGUCCCAGUUUUUAAAUUUGCUUCAACUUCACAGAGCGACAUCACGAACUACACCGAAUGCGUAACUGCCUCUGGAAAGGAUAACCAAAUGCAAUAUUUUCCCUACAGCCUGUUUUUGGCAGCAUUUGGGUGCGCGCUGCCGUUUCUGGCAACGCUUUUCUCCUAUAUCGGUAUUCUCCGGUCAUCUUCGAAGAACUCAUCAAUUACAGAUUUGGAGAAGAAGAAGCUCGUUCAGGUCGCCGCCACGGUGGUGACAAUGUAUACGAUUUCGUUCAUUCCGUAUCACGUACUCUUGAACCUGAACUGGUACCUGAAGCUGGAUCCUGAAACAGCCUUUAACCGGACCGUGUACUGGCCUUACCAAGUUACGAAAGCUCUGGUCUCUCUCAGCCCGUGUGUCCAUCCCUUGUUGUACGCGGCGCUACUCGACAGUAUCCGCAGAUUGUGUGGCCGGACAUGUAGCUCCAAGUGACACGAACGUGCAAAUCCAAUUAUAUUGAAAUGUCUUUGCUGUCAUUUCUCGUGUGUAUUUCUGUGUGCGUUGCAUGUUUCGUGCUGUGAUUGAACCAACCUCCAAGAUCAUUUCGAUGAUGCUAUGGUUGCUCGUAUGUUAGGACUUAUCUUGGGGGUCGUAAUGAACAACAUUUACGAAUUUUGUGGAAUCACUGGACAUUGAUGAUAUUGGUUUUGAAUUACAUUAAAA